CAGAUACGCUGCUUCAUUCAAAACGGGUUUAGUCGUAGGGGGAGGGUUUGAGUGUAAAAGAAAUUAUAUUUAUUUCUUGUAUAAGAAGAUACCAUACGAUGAAGCUGUGGUGGGGAUGGACGUGCGUCCUGCUUCUGUCCGUCGCUAUGGUGACGUGGUCCCAAGAGGAGGCGGUGGACGACGACGAAGAGGCACAAGUGGAGGACGGAGAGGUGGACUCUCAGGAGGACAGCAGGGAAAUAAAGGCUGACGAGAACGUCUCAUUCCAGGUCACGUAUAAAACCCCAGUACCAAAAGGGGAGGUUUUCUUCUCUGAGACGUUUGAUGAUGGAUCUUUAAGCAGAUGGACGAAGUCUAAGACGAUGAAGGAUGACGCAGACGAGGAAAUCGCUAAGUACGAUGGAAAGUGGGAGGUGGAGCCCCUGAAGGAGAACAAGGUGGCCGGUGAUCUGGGUCUGAUACUGAAGUCCCGCGCCAAGCAUCACGCCAUCGCCGCGCCUCUCGACAGGCCGUUCGUCUUCAAGAACAAGCCGCUCGUGGUGCAGUACGAGGUGAAUUUUCAGGAUGGCAUCGACUGCGGCGGUGCCUACAUCAAGCUACUUUCCGACGCCCCCGGUCUGGAUUUGGAUUUGGAGCAGUUCCAUGACCGGACCCCCUACACCAUCAUGUUCGGCCCGGAUAAGUGCGGCGAGGACUACAAGCUCCACUUCAUCUUCAGGCACAGGAACCCCCUGAUCGGAGAUCUGGAGGAGAAACACGCCAAGAGGCCCGACACUGACCUCAGGAAGGUGUACUCGGAUAAGAAAACGCACCUCUACACGCUGGUUCUAAACCCAGACAACACCUACGAGAUGUUCAUCGACCAAACCAGCGUCGGCAGAGGAAGCAUGUUGACCGACGUGAUCCCGCCCGUCAACCCCCCCAAAGAGAUCGACGACCCCAACGAUUCCAAACCCGCAGACUGGGACGAGAGAGCCAAGAUUCCCGACCCGGAAGCUGCCAAGCCCGAUGACUGGGAUGAGGAGGCUCCAACGACACUGCCUGAUCCUGACGCGGUGAAACCCGAGGGCUGGCUGGAUGACGAGCCGGAGUUUGUACCAGACCCGACAGCUGAGAAACCCGAUGACUGGGACGAGGAGAUGGACGGUGAGUGGGAGGCUCCUCAGGUUCCUAACCCAGAAUGUCAGACCGCCCCUGGCUGUGGCGAGUGGAAACCUCCCACCGUUAACAACCCCAAGUACAAGGGCAAGUGGAAGGCCACGCUCAUAGACAAUCCCAACUACCAGGGUGUGUGGAGUCCACGCAAGGUUCAGAAUCCGGACUACUUCGAGGACCUGGAGCCGUUUAAGAUGACCCCGUUCCGGGCCGUGGGGCUCGAGCUGUGGUCCAUGACCUCCGACAUCUACUUUGACAACUUCAUCAUCACCGCAGAUAAAGAGGUGGCAGACCGCUGGGCAGCAGAUAGCUGGGGGCUCAAGAAACUGGUGGCCAGCACCAACGAGCCUGGGGUGUUCAGUCAGCUAACACAGGCAGCGGAGGAGAGGCCGUGGCUGUGGCUGGUCUAUAUUCUGACUGUCGGACUCCCCGUUGGUCUGGCCGUUCUCUUCUGCUGGCCCAAGAAGUCCGAUGAUGAGUACGUCUAUAAGAAAGUCGACCCGCCCAAGACGGAAGUCGUAGAGGAGGAGGAGGAGGAGGAGGAGGAUGACGAGGAGGAGGACGGAGAGGAGCAGGAGCAGGAAAGCCAAGAGGGUAACGAUGAAGAGGAAUCGGCUCAAGCUGCAGGGGACAGCAGGACCGAGGACGCAAACGAGGCGGCUGAAGGAGGCGCUGCGGAUGAGGAGGAGGACGAGGAAGAGGAGGAGAUGAGUAAAUCGAAUGGCACUCCUUCAGACGAUGAGAUGAAGGAGGCCGACGAGGGAAUGGAGAGCGCCGCAGACGGACACAAACAGGCCGUGAGGAAGAGAAGAGUACGGAAGGACUGAGGUCCGAGCGUCCUCACCGAUUCUCCUGCGAUCUCUGGCUUUUUCCUCCUCUCGCCCCUCCUGCCUGUUCCAGCGCUGCAUGCCACCGGCUUCGGAGAGUCGCCAGGCUGCGCGUCCUUCCGCUGGAGCUCCUACGACCUUCCGCUGACUCCGUCUUCCUCUCUCUUACUGGUUCCUCCAGGUUCUAAGUUCUUGGUUCUGUUUUGAACACACUCGGGUUUUUCUGAUGGAGUUUGGAGCUGUUCGUGUACCGCGACACGAGUGUGUUAGAGACCGGUGUUCAAGGUUCAAAAUCUCCAUGUUUUAGUUUUUAUUAGGGUUUUUAUUAUACUGAUUAUAAGUAAGCGCACUGAAUCUAUUUAUUGUUUAGGAAAUGAAGUAUUUAAAGUAUUAAAUUAAUGUAGAAUAUUUGAGGAACUUGUUUUGUACUGUUCAGCAGUCGAUCUGUUUAUAGUGAGAGAGUUUGGCGUCUGAUGAUUUGUGGUCUGGCAAACUGACCAUGUGCUAUUUUGACAUAUCCAGUAUAUCAUCGCUGAUCGAUUACAUUUUGUAUCUCCAUUUAUUUAUUUAUUUAUUUAUUUAUUUAUUUAUUUUAAAGGAAUUAUACUUUAUUUUGACCCAUAGAAAUUGACAUCAGUAUCAAAUUAUUAUAGUCUACCGCUCGAGGGAAGCACAUUUAUAAUCGACCCGUCUUGCUAUUUUAAUUCAGCGAUCAUUUAUCCUGGUCAGGGUUGCAGUGGCUCUGGUUCCACUCAACCUGGACAAGGUGGCAAUCCAUCACAGGCUUUCGGUCAUCAUCCCCACCCCCUCAGACACAGCCCGUCAUGUAUGUGCAGACGCCCCACCGGCUGGCCGAUAGAGCCGCAGAGAUUCCAACCCGGGUUGUAAUAGACGGCUGCGCCACCCGAGCUCUCCUACGUAAAUAAGUAAAUGAUUAAAUACUAAAUACCCAUGACUAAAACUAACACUCGCCCCGUCCACACGCGUGCAGUAUCGACCGCUUCUUUUCACCUGCGCCAGGCAGGCACCGAUCUCCUUCAUCCCACGUCUCUGUGCAGCACCACCGAUCAGCCAGUAGAGGUCAUAACUGCAGCAGUUAUGAGGAAUCCCUACAGCAUUCGCACCCUCGGACAAGCCGAUCGUUGUCCGUACAGGCGUCUGGCAUGCCGGUAGCACGGCCGAGAUUCGAACUUCAUCAAACUGUGAAAAUACACGACGGUCCAGUUCAAAUGCUGCAGCUGAGGUCAAAAGAUGAAACCCGCUUGUAGGAGACGUGUAAAUUGUAAAUUCAUGGUGAUUUAAAGCUGGCUUGACUGCGGACACUGUCACAUACGUUCAGUAUGUUUUUUUUUUAGUGGAUCCUGGAUUAUAUCCGACCAUCAGGACAAAUUCUCUGUAAGCACAACGUGACUCUCUGUACUCUUUAUUUAUAGACGGUUGCUUGUGCAGAUGAUUUUGGAACCUGACGUGGAUUAGCAGUGGUUUCAAGUGACUCUGCGCUUGGAAAAUCACACAGUAAACCCAUUAAAAUAUUAUUAUUACAAAAAAGAAGCCGAAUAAAAUGAAAUGAAAUGCCGGCUCUGCCACGCCACGUCUCGUAUAAGCGUAAGUUCACUUUUUACUUCAGCUCUAAGCGACAGCCGCGUGUACCUGGAUCGUUUUCAAUCACUGGUCAGUUUUACAUCCACAAACCUGAACGUAAAAGCACAACAGACCCGAGCGGCGCUGUGGAGCUGAACUAUAAACACAUUUCCUGUUAAACAGAACGAUUUAGAGAUAAAUAAAAUGUCUUUUUUAUUCUA
Molecule: messenger RNA, 3784 nt
Organism: Trichomycterus rosablanca
Lineage: Eukaryota; Metazoa; Chordata; Actinopteri; Siluriformes; Trichomycteridae
Gene: clgn
Product: calmegin
Exons: 15
Coding region: 99-1982 (627 amino acids)
Biological process (GO): protein folding
Cellular component (GO): endoplasmic reticulum membrane; endoplasmic reticulum
Molecular function (GO): calcium ion binding
Source: RefSeq, a predicted model, not a curated record